CUAACCAUGUUUUGAAAACCAAUUUUGAAUUUGAUCGUAUCGCCCUUGGCUCGUGAUUUAGCAAAGUCGUCGAAUAGGACUAGCAUAUCGACCCUGAACUAGACUACUACUCAUUGUUUUGAUAAAAUUAGCGUAUAAAUUAUCGAUUGGUGGUAUGUUAUUAGUUGAUUUUAAAUGAUACAAGUGUACAAACACACUCUCGGGCGUGCUACUUUGAGUGUAGAAGGAGAGCAGAUCCUCUGGACUACAUUUUAUGUCCAGAGGAUGAACCACUUCAUAAAUUGAUCUUUUCGAAUGGAUUCCAUCUGUUAAAUAGAUAAGAUUCAUUCAAAAGGUCCAAUAAUCUUUUGUGGUCCAUCCUCUGGACCACAAAAUGCUAUCCAAAAGAUCCUGAUUGAUAUUUUGCAGUCCAGAGAAUCCUGAUUGGUGUAGAAGGGGCAACGAGUAAGGAAGGAAGUGACAUCCUAGCUAGUGCUUAGGAUUCGAUUGAGACAUUGAGUUCGAGUUGAGUUCAAGUAGGAGUUAUGGGUUUAGGGCCAUCAACUGUCAGCCGUAGCUAGCUCACUGGGCCCCACCGGCGCCAACACGCUUUAUCCCUCAAAUGCGAGUAAAGAGAUUUUAUUAAAGAAGAGCUGAAGAAGGAAAUAAAGAACGCCAUACUUACUCACUGCUCUCUCCCACUUCCUUCUUCUCUCCCAUCUCGAGCAUCCCCAUGGCCGACCGAGAGCUUCCGCCGCCGCCGAUCGACUUCAUUAAGGCGGCCACUGUCGACUCUUUCUGCGAGCUACCCUUCCUCUGCGCCUCCGCGCCGGAGCAUGAUAAUUCGACGAGCCCUGCCGCCGGCGCCGUGCGGCUCUUCGGCAUCGAUGUCCACUCCGGCGGCGAGGAGAACGCGCGCAGGUUCGGGUGCCACUACUGCGGCCGCAUGUUCCCCACGUCGCAGGCGCUCGGCGGCCACCAGAACGCGCACAAGCGCGAGCGCCAGCACGGCAAGAUCACUCACCUCCACUCCGCCGCCAUGGCCGUCGCCGCCGCGGAGCACCAUCUCCGGCGCCACCCCGCAGCCGCCUUCUCCCCUGCGACCCACCUCAACUACCCGCCCGCUCGCAGCCACCUCGGCACAUCCGCCCGCUUCCAGUACCACCACCCUUCUCCAUCGCCUUCUCGCCACCCGUCACCUCCAUGGACAGAUGGCAGUCGCAUCCCCCACCGCACAUCGGCAACAACGGCGGCGGCGCUGCCGGGGAAGUGGAAAGUCCCGACCCUGCAACCUCUUUUCAGGCCGGCCGAAGGAGGCGCCAAUGGCCGUGCUGGUUCCUCAUCUUCUUCCUUAGCUUCUCCGAGUGUCUUCGAUUCCAGUAAUUCCAAGAACAAUUUAAGUCUGGAUUUGCAUUUGUAAGUUACUCCAUUAAUUAAUUAACAUGAUCUGAUCAUAACAGAGCUAGUUCUUAAAUAGCAAUUUUUUGCCUUUUUUUUUAUCUUCACAUAUAUCAAUUAACCAAUUAUUUGACGCGUGAUUAUUAAAAUCAGAAUAAUUUAUCAACACUUUAAUUGCUAUCUGCA
Messenger RNA from Zingiber officinale, 1563 nucleotides. Its product is annotated as zinc finger protein 8-like. NCBI's taxonomy places the organism in Eukaryota, Viridiplantae, Streptophyta, Magnoliopsida, Zingiberales, Zingiberaceae. Bases 713 to 1399 code for a protein of 228 amino acids. The record is from RefSeq and is a predicted model, not a curated record. Gene Ontology annotation, biological process: response to gibberellin; trichome differentiation; trichome morphogenesis. The transcript has a single exon. Gene Ontology annotation, molecular function: DNA-binding transcription factor activity.